GAAUAUGAAAAAUAUUUGGAAUAUGUAAUGGUCCUGCUAAAGAGUGAUUGUUUCGAUUUCAAUGAACAUAUGAGUAGAAACAAAUAAACUUAAGCUUGAUUUUUGAAGAUUUGACCGAGGACACUUCACGGCCACAAUAACAAUGUGGCGAAGUAGCUUACAUCUCACUCGGAAGCAACUGCUGUACCAGAGACGAGAAUUCAUAAAACGGCAAAAUCUUCCGAAUCGAGAAAUACCUGUAAAGGCCGUGCCAAGAUUGGCCUCUAAUAGUGGUGUUGGCAUUAAAAAAGCUGUCGCGUUUACCGUAGGUAGCACCUGCACGUUCUAUGCAGGUGCAACGAUCUACACAUAUGAAUAUCAUGUGACACUACAGCAGAAACUACAGGAAAGAACACGUCUACAAUGGUCCCAAAUUCAGCCUAAGGCCAUAUCCAUUCGCCGUCAGAUCAACGAGUGGUGGCGAAACCAGAGCCCUGGUCACAAAGCAUUUUUUGGCAUUUUCGCAUUAAACGCGGCAGUGCUAAUCUUGUGGCAUGUGCCUCAACUGGCACACAUUAUGCCGCGCUAUUUCUGCCAUUCAGUUUCAUCGCGCAACGUCGUUACUAUGCUUCUUUCAACAUUCAGCCAUUCAUCGCUGUUGCACUUUGGGUGCAAUAUGUUCGUUCUACAUAGUUUCAGUGACGCCAUUUUAAAGAUAAUGGAUCAACAACAGUUUGUGGCUACGUACCUCUCUUCGGGUGUCAUAGCAUCAUUAGCAACUCAUCUUCAUCAAAGUUACACAAAAAUACCUAUACCGAGUUUAGGCGCCUCGGGAGCAAUCCUGGGCAUCGUCGGAAUUGUCUGUGUAAGGAUGCCAGACAUGUCUCUGUGCCUUGUCUUUCUGCCAAUGUUAACAUUUAGUGCGGGCACUGCUAUCAAAGCUCUGCUAGCGUUCGACACACUUGGUUUAUGUUUACGGUGGCGGUUUUUCGACCAUGCGGCACAUCUUGGCGGCGCAUUAUUCGGCGUUGUCUAUGCAAUGGGCGGUGCCAAGUUCAUCAUAGAACGCCAACGUCAAUUUUUUGACCGAUGGCGUGAUUUCCGUACUAAAUAGAAAUAAUCGUCGGAAGCUAGAUAUUUUUAUAAGGCCAAAACUGGGAACAAAAAAUAAGAAGGGGAGAUAAUUUUUUCCCCUUUUUUUUUGUAUGAUAUCCUGCUGUUACUAGUAAUUAUUUAUAAAUUGAAAAGGUGUUUGAGAAAUUCUUAACAAAGUAAAGUGAGUAUCCCACUUUUCAAUUCUCAAAUGGAUAUUACAAAAAUGAGUGGUCGUAUAAAGGUCAGCGAUUUGCUCUAAAUGUACAUGCUAUAUUAGUCUUAAUAAAGUCGUAUCUACAAAACAUGAUUAUGGUUU
Messenger RNA from Varroa destructor (honeybee mite), 1390 nucleotides. RefSeq names its product rhomboid family intramembrane serine protease rho-7 (gene rho-7). Lineage: Eukaryota; Metazoa; Arthropoda; Arachnida; Mesostigmata; Varroidae. Gene Ontology annotation, molecular function: serine-type endopeptidase activity. The record is from RefSeq and is a predicted model, not a curated record. Gene Ontology annotation, cellular component: membrane.